UGACUUUUUGAUGGCGGCGAGCAUGCGUUUUCAUUAUUGAAAGACAAUUUUAAAGUAAAGAUCAGAAAUGACGACUUUCACAAACCCGUCUCAACUUUUGCCACUCGAACUGGUGGACAAAUGUAUAGGACACAGAAUUCAUAUCAUCAUGAAAAAUGACAAAGAAAUUGUUGGAACGCUUUUGGGCUUUGAUGAUUUUGUCAAUAUGGUAUUGGAAGAUGUUACAGAAUUUGAAAGCACACCAGAAGGCAGACGGGUUACCAGGUUAGACCAGAUUUUGUUAAACGGCAACAACAUAACAAUGUUGGUGCCAGGUGGAGAAGGUCCUGAAGUGUGAUCACAUUACUUUAUCUACACAUACAACCAUUUUUCACCAUCAUCAUUGAAGAGCAGACCAGGGGAGAGAACUCUGAAUGAUGUCCAUGUUUUUUGUUUGUCACACUGAUGGAUUUUUAUUGUUUUUUUUUUGUU
This is a messenger RNA of Liolophura sinensis, 471 nucleotides long. RefSeq names its product U6 snRNA-associated Sm-like protein LSm5. Gene Ontology annotation, cellular component: U6 snRNP; U4/U6 x U5 tri-snRNP complex; Lsm1-7-Pat1 complex. Gene Ontology annotation, molecular function: RNA binding. Lineage: Eukaryota; Metazoa; Mollusca; Polyplacophora; Chitonida; Chitonidae. Gene Ontology annotation, biological process: mRNA splicing, via spliceosome. The transcript has 5 exons. The coding region runs from base 68 to 337 and encodes 89 amino acids. The record is from RefSeq and is a predicted model, not a curated record.